UCAUUUCAUUUUCAAAAAGUUACCACCACGUGCGGUAUCAAUUUGUGUAUAAUAAACUAAAUAUCAUAGAAAAAUGGGGAAAUUCAGGUCCAAAAUGAAGGGUCAGACGAAGGGAAAAAGGUGGCUGAAAGGCCAGUCCUCCAAUUCAAACCCCAAAACACAAAAAUACCGUGAAAUGGCAAAAUCUAGAUUUUUUCAGGAAAACUUGGGUAACACUGGUCUGACACAGCAAGCAGUGUCGAAGCACGAUGCUAUUAUGACCUACGGACACAGCACAGGCAAAGAGAAGUCCGUAGCCGAAAAUGAACUGACCAUCGCCAAAGAAUUUGAGAACAUGUCGGUUAGAUCUGGAGAUGAGGAGACAGAGACACAGUACUCCCAUGGUUCUAUGAAGUCUUUCAAGACGUUUCAGACAUUUGCAUCAGACUGGAGCCAGUGUUCCAAUAUUAGUUUCAAUAAGUUGCUGAACAAGUUUGACUCCAACAACGCUGUCCACAAGGAGAUGCUGGCGAUCCUCGCGGCCGUCACCGAGGUCAUCAAGGAGCAGGGUGGCAAGGAGACCACCACAGAGUACUUUGCUGCCUUGAUGGAGACCCUAAAAGCCACAGAAGGCGAGGAAGGCCUCACAGCAACACUGACGCUUCUCUCCAUGGGCAUAAAGUCUGUCCCACAAGCAGUGCUACGCAAACAGUUCUCCGACUCAGCGGCAGUAUUCACAGAUAUACUUGAGAAAUACGCUCAGUCCGAGAACGGGACGUUACUGAGAGGUGUUAUAGGUUGUAUCUCGAUACUGUUGAGAGAGCAGGAGUAUGCGGCGUGGGGCGACUCGUCCACGAUGAAGGUGUUCGAUGCGGUGCUUGCGUUCACACUGCACUCUAAGCCUAAGGUGCGCAAGGCGGCGCAGCACGCGGUGACGUCCAUCCUGCGCGGAAGCUGCUUCAUGAUCCCCUCGGAAGACAAAAAAGUCAAGGUGCCGAAACUCCACCCCGCGUCCAACCGUACCUCCGAGUUCUGUCUGUCCGUGCUGUCCCCCGGCGCGCUGCUGGCGGGCCCGCGCGCCGCGCUGCACACGCUCGCGCACUGCCGGGACCUGCUGCCCGCGUUCAGCAGGGAACACAUCAAGUCGCACUGCGAGGCGAUCCUGUCGCUGAUGACCCACAACAACGUGUACGUGAAGACGUGCUGUCUGCACACUUUACACGCUCUGCUAUCAGCUCCCAAAGAAAGCUCCAACCUCUGCGCCAGCGCGGCCGUGCAGCUGACCCGGGCGCUCCUGGCCGCGCGGCCCCCGGCUGAUGACGCGGCGCAGGUGUUGGCCUGGGCAGCCACUGUGCAGCAAGCUUACUGUUGUUUAGCUGGCCUGGACCUGAACCUGUGCCUCCCGAACCUGCCCACGUUCGUGAGCAUCUGCGUGUCGGAGCUGUGGCAGGCCGACGUCGCCGACAUCAACUCCGCUUCCACCAACGCCUUGAAGGCGGUUCUCCUAGACUGCGUGAAGCCGGCCCUGGCAGACCCGGUCGUCUUCAGCAAGCACAAACAACACAUCGAGACGGUGUUCAAGACUGUGGGGACAGGGCUGGAUAACCCCUUCAACCAGGCUGUGAAACAUGUUGUGUUGACUAUUGCUGUUUGUUUUGAGAUCGGCAACGAAAAGGUGGCAUACAUCCUCGGCCCCCUCCUCAAGAAGCUGAACGAACGCCGCGAGAGCCACAACUUCCACAACAAUAAAGAAGUUGAAUACGCCACGGGAUGCGCUAUCAAAUCCAUGGGCCCAGAGUUCGUCUUCACCGCAAUACCGAUACGAAGCGACCCAGACGCCAUCAACUUAGAACGAAGCUGGUUAUUACCAGUUAUGAAGGAAAAAAUCACAAAUGCUAACCUCAAAUUCUUCGCCACAGAGAUUUUGGAGCUGGCUACGUUUUGCAGGAAAAAAUCCCGUGAACUGGCACAAGAGAAUGAUAUGCCGGGCUCUCAUACGUACGAGUUAUUGUGUAAUCAGUUUUGGGCCUUACUGCCGAGUUUUUGCAAUAAUCCGCAAGAUAUAAAGGAUAAUUUUAAAGCGAUGGCGCGGGUUUUGGGUAAUGUGUUGAAGGACAACCCAGAGUUUAGGUUAUCCGUGAUGCAAGGCCUCCGGAAGCUGGUCUCCGCCGCCAUAGACAAGGAGGGGCAGGAGGACGUGGCAGAGUUAGCGCGGUUCGCCAAGAACUACCUGCCGAUACUGCUGAAUAUCUACAUGUCGCCGGCUAAGGGCAGCUCGGCGGAGGGGCAGAGGUUAGCUGCGUUGGAGACUAUUCAGGUAUACCUAAUAAUCAGCGACCAAAGCCUCCGAGAGGAGUUAUUCAGAAACUCCCUCCAACAACUAGAGACAUCUACCGACAACCACGCGCAACGAGAAUCCAUCUUAGACGUCCUACGACUACUAGUCCUAUACCAGUCUUGCGAGCAAAUCACAGACUUAUUCGACAAAUGGGUCUUUCCCCUAUGCGCUACAGUUUUAGAAGACCCUAAAAAGUUUAAGAAGACGAAGAAGGAAAAAGCAGAACAGACAGAGAAGAUAGAUGAGGAAGAUGUCCAAAAAACGCAGAUGAAAUUCAAGGAAAAGGCGAGGCUUCUUGAAAUGGAGCAUAAGAAAGCGUACAGGAUUCUGGAAGAGAUAUUUAAGAGUGACAAGGAGAGUUGUAAGCAGUUUUUGACGGAGAAUCACAAGAAGAUUAAGAAGCUGUUGGUUUCCAGCUUGAAUAAGGUCGCUGAUAGCAGUAAAGCUGCUCGUCUGAGGUGCAUAGAGUUGCUAAUCAACCGCACACCCACCCUGAACGCUGAGAGCAAGCUACUCAAGAGCGCUAUCGCAGAAUGCAUCGUCUGCACGCGCGACAUCAACUCCAAGUGUCGCCAGUGUGCAUACAACCUUAUAAACACUAUAGGGAAUGUGUUGAAGGAUCAGGAAGGUGGAAUGGACGCAUUCGUCACAAUGCUCCUCUCAGGGCUCGACGCCCCGCUCCCCCGCAUCGCCGCCGCCACCCUCAAGGCACUCGCGUCAGCCCUAUACACCUUCUCAGAGCAGAUGGGGCUGCCUAGAGUUCAGGGGUUGUUGGAGACUGUGGCGGAGAAGAUCACCACCAAUAAUAGGGAUUUGGUCAACUCUGGGAUGAGUUUCUUGAAGGUAUACACCAAAGUCCUCCCCACGGAGGUGCUGGCGGGCAGCCUGCCGCUCAUCUUCCGCUCCCUGUCCGGCAUGACGGACGACUGCAAGCGACACGCGCGCAUGGAGAUCGGAUACUUCCUGUCCAGGAUGAUCCGCAAGUACGGCGCGGACACGGUGGAGAAGCUGAUCCCGGCCACAGACGAGGUGAUGCUGAAGAGGCUCCGGAACAUCAGGAAGAUGGAGAACAGGAAGAAACGGCAGAAGGAGGGACAGAAAGAACAACAAUCAGACGCCGAGCCCGACACACCUAUCCGCGGCAGCAAGACCCUCGAGGACAUCCUCGCAGACAGCGACUCCGACCUCGACUAUAUGGAAGACGAGGAGCCGCGGCCCAAGAAGAAGGGCAAGACCCAGGCCUGGAUCCAGGACGACCCGGAGAAUAUUGUGGACUUGGCUGACGUGUCGGCUAGUAGGAAGAUUACAGCAACGAACCCGCAACACAAGAAGAAGGCGCUCGAAGUGCAAUCUCAGAAGAAGAAGGACGGCGGGUUCCGCACCGCCGCCGACGGACGCCUGAUCAUCGCGGACGACGGUGAUGAUGAUGAUGAUGAUGACGAGCCCCGGCCCAGUGGGGACGUGGACAGUGAUACAGAUGAUACAGACAAAGAAGACAACGCGCCCCCCUCGGCCCUCCUCAAGCCGGGCUCCAAGCGGCGCUUCGAGGACAUCCUGAGCAUCAAGAGCGGGCGCUCCGGCCGCAGCCGCGCCUCCACCGCCGCCGCCCCGAGCUACAAGGCCGGCGGGAAGGGCAUUCAUAGACCGCUCGGCUCAGCCGCGUCCGUGGCCUCCACGGCCGGCACCGACUACCGUUCCAAGAAGGCGAAGGGCGACGUGAAGAAGAAGGGCAAGCACGACCCCUACGCCUACCUGCCGCUGUCCCGGAAGAACCUUAACAAGAGAACUAAAGCUACAAACGCUCAGCAGUUCAAGGGAGUGGUGAAGUCUAAGAACAAGAGAUCCAACGUGAAAGCAGGGAAGAGGAAGUAGACUAGUCGUUUUAGGAAACCAUGUUAAAACUAUGUAUUGUAUUUAAGACGAGAUGAUAUUGAAAUAAAGUCUUUAUGAAUUA
This is a messenger RNA of Plutella xylostella (diamondback moth), 4271 nucleotides long. Its product is annotated as RRP12-like protein. Lineage: Eukaryota; Metazoa; Arthropoda; Insecta; Lepidoptera; Plutellidae. The record is from RefSeq and is a predicted model, not a curated record.